Dendronephthya gigantea is the source of this 2080-nucleotide messenger RNA. Its product is annotated as transcription factor AP-1-like. Gene Ontology annotation, molecular function: transcription factor binding; DNA-binding transcription factor activity, RNA polymerase II-specific; RNA polymerase II cis-regulatory region sequence-specific DNA binding. Gene Ontology annotation, biological process: regulation of transcription by RNA polymerase II; regulation of cell population proliferation; regulation of cell cycle. The transcript has a single exon. Gene Ontology annotation, cellular component: transcription regulator complex. The coding region runs from base 103 to 1152 and encodes 349 amino acids. The record is from RefSeq and is a predicted model, not a curated record. Lineage: Eukaryota; Metazoa; Cnidaria; Anthozoa; Malacalcyonacea; Nephtheidae.
CGAAAUCGGUAAAUUCCGCUUUCAUCCGAUAAAAGUCGGAGGUAAAACGAUAUAUCGAUUUUGGUGUUUGCUCGAAAGCAGGCAGCAAGUUGCUCGCCAUUCAUGGAUAUUUUAUCCUUUUUUGAUACAGAAAGACGAGAUUUUACUAGGAGCGAAGAUAAUUUCAUGAUGUCAGUAUAUGACAAGAAAAGAUUGAAGCUUGAUUUAACAAGCAAAGUUAAAAAACAAGACAAUAAUAAUGCGGUUCUUACUUCACCUGACUUGAUAAAGUUGAAGCUUGAUUCGCCAGAACUCGAAAGAAUUAUCCUAGCUACUGCUGGCAGCGCUACUCCGACCCCAAAACAGUACAGACGAAUAAAAGGAGCUUCAGAUCUUACUGUGAAAGAACAGCAAGAACAAUAUGUACGAGGAUUUGAAGAUGCUCUCAAUAAAAUGAGACAAGAAACUACAACACAGUCGAACAACGAGCCCAUUGCUUCGACACUAAAUACUAUAAUCUCUAACAAUAAUAACACUACCACAAAAACGGCUCUUGAAAAUGAAAUUGGGAUAAACCAUCAACCAGUAAAUGGGUCAUCAUAUCCGUUUAUAAAAUGCAAUUCCACUCUACCGAACACUUUGUAUCCAAGUACAAAUUUUGUCAACACAAGCAGUGGUUUUCAACUAAAAACUCCAGCCAGCCUAACUUUGCCCGUAACAACGACAAAUCACAUGAGAACGGUUGGAAAUUCUUCGGUUGUUCGAGUGAAAACAGGAAUAGGGAACAAUGAACAGGAUGAUAUAACAGCAGCGCAAUUAUUGGUGGAACCAGUACAGGGUAGUUCUCAAAGUGCGCCAGAACAAUGCCAAAUUACCUCGGUUGCUACGACAAGUUUUACUCAACUUUCUACAGUUCCUAUCGACUUGCAUCAACAGGAAGAAGUUAAAACAGAACGAAAGAAACACAGAAAUCGUGUGGCGGCAUCAAAAUGUCGAAAACGUAAACUAGAAAGGGAAUCUAACUUGCAAGAUACUGUAAAUGAGUUAAAAGAAAGACAUAACGAAUUAAGUAAUAUUGCUUCCAUUUUGAGACAGCAGGUUUGUGAUUUAAAACUUCAGGUUAUGGAUCACAUGAAAAGUGGUUGUGAAGUACUCCCAGUAGCAGCAACCUAAAAAUAUUGUGAGUAAAGAUAUGUUAUUAUUUUAACAAUAUAUUUUCGUCAAGUGUAGUUAUAAAAGUGGUGCAUCUAGUUGACCACUGUAUUUUAUUUUAUCUAAGAUAAAAAGGUAAUUAUGCAUAAUAUUACUAUGUGUAUAAAGCAUGUUUCAUAAUGCUUUUAUAGUGUAACUUUAUUAUUUAGUUAGGUGUGUAAACCAGAAUCAAAAUGUUUUAUUUGUGCCUUCCCUACUGAAACACAAACUGUAGUACCAAGUAUCAAGCUGUCCUAUUAGAAAUUCUAAUUCCUUAUUAGAACUACAGUCUACUAAUAAUUUACUAAAUGGGUAAAUUAUAAAAUUUCUAAUGAACUAAUGAAAAGUUUAUUUCAUUUUGCACAAAGCGUGUUCAUCAAUUAGUUUUGUUAUUGAAUUGUUUGAAAAGAAUUAAGAGGACACAGUAGGACUGUUUGGUAUGAGAAAUUUCUGGUGUCAAUAUAUUUUUUAAAAAUAUUUGAAAAUAUUUUCAAACGAGAUGUAGGCGGCAGUGCUUUUUCUUAAAGUUUUCACUUAAAUAACUGAUACAGUAUUCUGAUAUUGUAUAACAUUAUACUAAACAGUGCUGUCAAUGAGACAUAUUUCCAACAACUGUGCUGUUUUUUUUUGUUUUUUUUUUAUAUACGUGCAUCUCACAAAUAUGUCUUUAAUUAAUCAAAAACCCUCAAUUCAACCUAAAGCCCUUUAAAAGCAGAAUAAUUUGCAUUAACCACCAUAUUAGAAUAGGUUAACAUCAAAUUUAUACCUAUAUUGAAUUUUAUAAUUUCCUGCACCUACAUUGACCAUUAUUUGUAUGUCUGUGAAUGUUUUUUAUUUCUGGUUUACAUGCCUCUAAAUUUAGCUAUUACACAGUAUAUGCAUGUUUAAUUUGAUUGAUAAAUAGAUUGUA